GCGGAUUGGUCCGUACAGCCUGUCCUUCAGCUGAGCGGAAGCAGCGGCACGCAGUCAGCCAGCAGCAGGCUGCUCGUACUAGCAGACAUGAACUCCUUGGAGCAGGCCGAAGAUCUGAAAGCUUUCGAGAGAAGACUGACAGAGUAUGUCUCCUGUUUGCAACCUGCAACAGGCAGGUGGAGAAUGAUUCUGAUAGUAGUGUCUGUUUGUACGGCUACUGGGGCUUGGAACUGGUUAAUAGAUCCCGACACACAGAAGGUCUCUUUCUUUUCAUCACUGUGGAAUCACCCCUUUUUCACCAUCAGCUGCGUCACUCUUAUAGCUCUCUUCUUCGCUGGGAUACACAAACGAGUUGUGGCACCAUCAAUUAUUGCUGCCCGCUGUCGGACAGUUUUAGCAGAAUACAACAUGUCCUGUGACGAUACGGGAAAACUUAUUCUCAAGCCUCGACCGAACAUCCAGUAACCACACUGCUCCUGUGGCAUGGACUUUGUCGAUGGCCACGGGUCACUCAGUGUCUCAAGUCCGUUGGGCGGUUUAAGCAGCACCGAGGGGAGCAGCACUGAGGCGGAUAUUGUCGUCGUGACGGGAAUGUAUUUUGGAAAUGAACAGUUUGGGCCUUUUUUUAAAAAAAAAAAAACAGUGCUGAUGCCACCAUCGAAGCUGCUGAUCUGCUCACAUAGUCUGAUAUGUUUUACUCAUGCAGUGUGAGUCCAGAUGUGUUUAUUUCUGUUUCUAAUGUUGAGCAUGUAUUUUAUCAAAGUGUUUCUAUUUUUAAAGUUAUUUACCUAAUAAAUACUCGAUUGUUGAAAAAAAAA
This is a messenger RNA of Larimichthys crocea (large yellow croaker), 818 nucleotides long. It is a transcript of the gene cnep1r1, whose product is annotated as CTD nuclear envelope phosphatase 1 regulatory subunit 1. The transcript is spliced from 6 exons. The record is from RefSeq and is a predicted model, not a curated record. Gene Ontology annotation, cellular component: Nem1-Spo7 phosphatase complex; cytoplasm. NCBI's taxonomy places the organism in Eukaryota, Metazoa, Chordata, Actinopteri, Sciaenidae. The coding region runs from base 88 to 465 and encodes 125 amino acids.